Cornus florida is the source of this 1140-nucleotide messenger RNA. Its product is annotated as pentatricopeptide repeat-containing protein At2g29760, chloroplastic-like. The record is from RefSeq and is a predicted model, not a curated record. The coding region runs from base 1 to 1140 and encodes 379 amino acids. Gene Ontology annotation, molecular function: RNA binding; protein binding. Gene Ontology annotation, biological process: RNA modification. Lineage: Eukaryota; Viridiplantae; Streptophyta; Magnoliopsida; Cornales; Cornaceae. The transcript is spliced from 2 exons.
AUGUCUCAGAGAGAUAUCACAAGUUGGAAUACACUUCUAGCCACUUACAGCACAAAAGUCGGGUCACAGUCCGAAGUACUGCCUCUGUUUCGAGGAAUGUUGCAUGAAGACAUUCGAGCAAAUGAGGUCACUUUGGUGAUUUUAGUUACAACUUGUGCACAAGUAAGAGGGAUAGAGUACGGUAGGGCAGUCCAUACUUAUGUUCUAAAAGUGGGAUUCAUUUGCUACUUGAAUUUGGAGAAUGCACUGCUAGGUUUGUAUGCCAAGUGUGGGGAGAUGAAUGGGGCGCGAAAGUUGUUUACCCAGAUGGAUGGUAGGAGUGAUGUUGUGUCACAAACGAUUUUGAUCAAUUGUCAUGUGGAAAUAGGGUUUGCAGAUAUGGCUCGUGGUAUAUUUGAUCGUAUGGUUGACAGAGACAUAGUUUUGUGGAACUCAAUGAUUCAUGGGUAUGUAAAGGGAAAGCGUCCAAAUGAGGCUUUAGCACUUUUUAAGAAAAUGGAGAGUGGAAUGGUGAAACCGGAUGAAACCACUAUAGUUUGUGUUCUUGCAGCUUGUGCUAGCGUAUCAGACCUGCAAUAUGGUAGAUUUGUUCAUCGCCAUGGUGAUUUUCUACAAGAUGGAAAAAAUGAUGUUUUUACUUGGACAACAGUUAUUGAAGGGCUUGCAAAUUAUGGGCACAAAAAAGAAGCUUUGAGGUUGUUUUUUCAAAUGGAGAAACAUGGAAUUAAGCCGAAUGAAGCAACAUUUGUUUCCGUAUUGGCAGCAUGUAGACAAUCGGGGCUAGUUGAAGAAGGCUGUUUUUUGUUCAAUAGAAUAGUAGGGUUAUACAAUAUCCAACCAAAGAUCGAGCACCUAGGCUGUCUGAUUGACCUCUUGAGCAAAGCCGGACUCUUGCACCCUGCGGAGGAUUUUAUCAAUAUCAUGCCAGCUGACGAAAGACUCGUAGCUUACGAAACUCUACUUAGUGCUUGCCUAAGUUAUUCAAAUAUUGAUCUUGGAUCAAGGGUUGCAAAUGAACUUAUUAAGUUGGGUUCACAAAGCCAUGAAUUUUAUAUCCUGCUAUCAAACUUCUAUGCUCUAGCAGGAGAAUGGUCAUAUGAUGAAGGAGCCAGGCAUCAGUUCGAUAGAAAUGAACACUGA